AUGUCCUUUACUGGGGCAGGUUCCUUCGGGAACUACGACCUCACGGCGCAGAGUACCGGAGCGCCUCUUGGGCGAACGACGACAAACGACCAGCAGCGGGAGGAGGUUGUGACUGCUGGGGGUUCUUCACCGGGACGGAAUGAGAACGACGUGAGCAGGACGAGGGCUACGUCCCUGACUGAGGUGGCCGACAGUGAAGCCGUUAUUCGCAAUGAGAAGGGCAACAUCACCGAUGCCGCCGACGAGGAUGAGGAAGCCAUUGAGGAGGAGCGCCGCCACAGCGCCGUUCUUGCAUUGGCGCGCAAGUACACUUCACAGUCGCAUUACGGUGUCGAGCCCGGCACCAAUGUCUUCGAAGCCGCCCUUCAAGAUGAGAACUCGCCCAUCAACCCCAAUGGGCCCAAUUUCAACAGCAAGGCCUGGGCAAAGGCUGUCGUGAGCAUGAUGGACGGCCGGGGCGCCUCUUUCCGGACCAGCGGUGUUGCUUUCCAGCACCUGAACGUCUUCGGCUUCGGCGCGCCCACCGAUUAUCAGAAGGAUGUUGCCAACGUCUGGCUCGAGCUCGUUGGGCUCGCCCGCAAGCUGACCGGCAACAAGGGACGUCGCAUUGACAUUUUGCGCGAUUUCGAUGGUGUGGUCGAGAAGGGAGAGAUGCUUGUUGUGCUUGGUCCCCCAGGUUCCGGCUGCAGUACCUUUCUCAAGACCAUUGCCGGUGACUACAACGGCAUCUACAUGGAUGAGAACUCGUACUUCAACUACCAAGGCAUGACUGCCAAGGAGAUGCAUACGCACCAUCGUGGUGAAGCCAUCUACACGGCUGAGGUCGACACACAUUUCCCCCAGCUUUCAGUUGGCGACACCCUCACUUUUGCUGCCCGCGCCCGCGCGCCCCGCCAACUUCCCCCAGGGGUCUCCAAGAACAUGUUUGCCCAGCACUUGAGGGAUGUUGUGAUGGCCAUGUUCGGCAUCAGCCACACAGUCAACACCCGUGUAGGUAACGAGUACAUUCGCGGUGUGUCUGGUGGUGAGCGCAAGCGUGUCACCAUUGCCGAGGCUGCCCUGUCCGGUGCCCCUCUUCAGUGCUGGGAUAACAGCACAAGAGGUCUCGAUAGCGCCAAUGCCAUCGAGUUCUGCAAGAACCUGAAAAUGUCGAGCGACCUUUUCCAGAGCACUUGCUGCGUUUCCAUCUACCAGGCUCCCCAGAGCGCAUACGACCUUUUCGACAAGGCCCUCGUGCUUUACGAAGGACGUCAGAUCUUCUUCGGAAAGGCCAGCGAGGCCCGUCAGUACUUCGAGAGACUCGGCUUCGAUUGCCCUUCUCGCCAGACCACCCCCGAUUUCUUGACUUCCAUGACAAGUCCCCUGGAGCGUGUUGUGCGUCCUGGAUGGGAGGACAAGGCUCCCCGCACACCCGAUGAGUUCGCUGCCGCCUGGAAGAAGAGCCCCGAGUACCAGGCUCUGCAGGCCCAGAUCGAAGCCUACAAGGCGUCGCAUCCCAUCAACGGUCCCGAUGCUGAAGCUUUCCGCGCGUCCAAGCAGGCCCAGCAGGCCAAGAGCCAGCGUGUCAAGUCGCCCUUCACCCUCUCCUACAUGCAGCAGAUUCAGCUGUGCCUCUGGAGAGGUUGGAAGCGCCUGACCGGUGAUCCUAGUCUGAGCAUCGGUGCUCUGGUUGGAAACACCAUCAUGGCUCUCAUCAUCUCCAGUAUCUUCUACAACCUCCAACCCACAACGGACAGCUUCUACCAACGUGGCGCUUUGCUCUUCUUCGCUUGUCUUAUGAACGCCUUCUCCAGUGCUCUCGAAAUUCUCACUCUCUACUCGCAACGUCCCAUUGUCGAAAAACACAAGGCCUACGCUCUUUACCACCCAUCUGCUGAAGCCAUCGCCUCGAUGCUGUGCGAUUUGCCAUACAAGAUUGCCAACACCCUCGUCUUCAACCUGACCUUGUACUUCAUGACGAAUCUGCGUCGGGAAGCGGGCGCUUUCUUCUUUUUCCUGCUGUUCUCGUUCUUCACUGUCCUGGUCAUGUCCAUGAUCUUCCGGACAAUUGCCAGCUCCACAAGAACGCUCUCGCAGGCCAUGGUUCCCGCCGCCGCCAUCAUUCUCGCCUUGGUCAUCUUCACUGGUUUCGUCAUCCCCAUCGAUUACAUGCCUGGAUGGUGCCGCUGGAUCAACUACAUCGAUCCCCUGGCCUAUUCCUUCGAGUCUCUCAUGGUCAACGAAUUCCACGGUCGCAAUUUCACUUGCACCCAGUUUGUGCCUAACCUCCUGAUUCCUGGUUAUGGUGACAUUAGCCCGGCCAACCGCGCUUGCUCCGCCAUCGGUUCCAUUGCUGGCUCAUCUGUUGUCAAUGGCGACGACUACAUCAACUCGGCUUUCAAGUACUACGUGUCUCAUAAGUGGCGCAACUUUGGUAUCUUGCUCGCCUUCAUCGCCUUCUUCACCACCACCUACAUGCUUGCGGCUGAGACAGUCUCUGCUGCCAAGAGCAAGGGUGAGGUCUUGCUCUUCCGUCGCGGCCACAAGCCUGCGUCCUUCAAGGAGAACAAGGGUGAUGCCGAAUCUGGCGGUGUCGCUGUUGCUGGACCUGUUGCCAAGGCGGCUGCUGGGUACCAGUCCGAUAAGGAGAGUGGCAACAUCCAGGGCUCGACUAGUGUUUUCCAUUGGAACAACGUCUGCUACGAGGUCAAGGUCAAGAAGGAGACUCGCCAGAUCCUGAACAAUGUGGACGGAUGGGUGAAGCCCGGUACUCUCACGGCUCUCAUGGGCGUCUCCGGCGCUGGCAAGACCACUCUUCUCGACUGCUUGGCUGACCGAACCUCCAUGGGUGUUAUCACGGGAGAAAUGCUUGUUGAUGGCCUUCCCAGAGACGCUUCUUUCCAGCGCAAGACCGGCUACGUUCAGCAACAGGAUCUUCAUCUUCAAACUACCACCGUUCGCGAGGCCUUGAACUUUAGCGCUCUCCUUCGUCAACCCGCGCACGUCCCCCGCGAAGAGAAGCUCGCUUAUGUUGAUGAGGUUAUCAAGCUUUUGGAAAUGGAGGAAUACGCUGACGCCAUCAUCGGUGUCCCUGGCGAAGGUCUCAACGUUGAACAGCGCAAGCGUCUUACUAUCGGUGUCGAACUUGCUGCCAAGCCCCCUCUGCUCCUCUUCGUUGAUGAGCCUACCUCCGGUCUCGACAGUCAAACAUCUUGGGCCAUUUUGGAUCUUCUCGAGAAGCUCACCAAGAGCGGACAAGCCAUUCUCUGCACCAUUCAUCAGCCCUCGGCCAUGCUCUUCCAGCGCUUCGACAGACUCUUGUUUCUGGCCAAGGGUGGCAGGACUGUGUACUUUGGCGAUAUCGGCGAAAACUCCAAGACCAUGACUUCCUACUUUGAGCGCAAUGGUGGCUUCCCUUGCCCUGCUGACGCCAACCCCGCUGAGUGGAUGUUGGAGGUUAUCGGUGCUGCCCCUGGAAGUGUUACCAAUGUCGACUGGCACCAGGCCUGGCGCGAGAGUCCCGAGUAUGCUGCCGUCCAGGAAGAGCUUCAGCGUCUCAAGGCCCAGGCCAAGCCCUCUGAUGCCCUCGCCACCGACGAUGGAAGUUAUCGUGAGUUCGCUGCUCCCUUCGGCGAGCAACUCCGCAGUGUCACCCAUCGUGUCUUCCAGCAAUACUGGCGCACUCCCACCUACAUUUACUCCAAGGCCAUUCUCUGCCUCAUCGUCUCGCUCUUCAUCGGCUUCGUUUUUUUCAAAGCUCCCAACACCAUCCAGGGUCUCCAGAACCAGAUGUUUGCCAUCUUCAACAUUCUCACCGUCUUCGGCCAGCUCGUACAGCAGACUAUGCCUCACUUCGUCGUCCAACGCUCCUUGUAUGAGGUCCGCGAGCGUCCCUCCAAAGUCUACAGCUGGAAGGUCUUUAUGCUCUCGCAGAUCAUUGUUGAGCUCCCCUGGAACACCCUCAUGGCCGCUCUGAUGUUCGUCACCUGGUACUACCCCGUCGGGCUUGAUGCAAACGCUGCCGCCGCCGGCCAGACUGCCGAGCGUGGCGCUCUCAUGUUCCUGCUCCUGGUCGCCUUCAUGCUGUUCACCUCCACCUUCACUGAUUUCAUCAUUGCUGGUUUUGAGACGGCCGAAGCAGGCGGCAACAUCGCCAACUUGCUCUUCAGUUUGUGCUUGAUCUUCUGCGGUGUCCUGGCUACCCCUGAAACCAUGCCCAGGUUCUGGAUCUUCAUGUAUCGCGUCAGUCCCUUCACGUACCUUGUCAGCGCCAUGCUGUCCACCGCUGUCGCCAACUCCGAAGUCGUCUGCGCUGCCAAUGAGUUGCAGAAGUUUGCGCCCCCCUCGGGUCAAACUUGCUUCGAGUACCUCGAAUCCUACAUGGAGAUUGCCGGUGGUUAUCUCACCAAUCCCAACAGCACCGACAUGUGCUCAUUCUGCACCAUCAAGGACACCAACGUGUUCCUUGCUCAGGUCGGCGCCAACUAUGACGACAGAUGGCGCAACUUUGGUAUCCUCUGGGCCUUCAUCAUCUUCAACAUUUUCGCUGCUCUCGGUGUAUACUGGCUCGUCCGUGUACCCAAGAAGAAGCUCGGUGCCAAGGCGAAGAAGGAGUAG
This is a messenger RNA of Podospora anserina S mat+, 4596 nucleotides long. RefSeq lists its product as uncharacterized. Gene Ontology annotation, molecular function: ATP hydrolysis activity; ATP binding; ABC-type transporter activity. Gene Ontology annotation, biological process: transmembrane transport. The coding region runs from base 1 to 4596 and encodes 1531 amino acids. The transcript has 3 exons. The record is from RefSeq and is a predicted model, not a curated record. Gene Ontology annotation, cellular component: membrane. Lineage: Eukaryota; Fungi; Ascomycota; Sordariomycetes; Sordariales; Podosporaceae.